AUGGUAAAGUUUAACUCAUAUGAUACACCAAAAAUCACAAGUGAGUGGUCCGAAAAUUCUAAAGACUUGAGUCGAGAAUGGACAUGCUGUUUUGAAUACGAUGGUCAUGUCAGCAUUUAUUCACUUACUGGUGGUGCCCAGCCCCAGGUGCAGACAAGCAAUAAGAUUGCAGAUUCAUUUCCAGGCAUGGAAAGUUAUGCACAGGCCACUCCUCCUCAACCAGCACCAGUUUCUGUAGAUUUGAGGAAGCCGCCAAAGUGGUUGCGUCGGCCUUGUGGUGCAUCAUUCGGGUUUGGUGGCAAGUUAGUAUCAUUUGAGUUUGACAAGUCAGCCCCUGUGCAGCAGCCAGCUGCGCCACAACAACUAGGCUUUGUUGCCACACCAGCCGUGAAAAGAACUGUUUCCAUCAGUCAAGUAGUGACGGAAGGCAGCCUCAUGGCAAGAGCUCAGGCUUUGGAUGUAGCCUUGCAGCAGGGUGAUUAUAGAGAUUUCUGCAAAAGCCGUGCUGCUGAGAGUCACACAUCUCAUGAUAGAAUUUUGUGGGAAUGCCUCAAAGCUCACUUUGAACCUAAUUUGUCAUCAGAAGUUUUGACCCUAUUAGGUUUCAAUCCUGAAGAAGUUAAGAACAAGCUUAACAUCUCUAUUGCACCGCCUGAUGAUUCACCUACUGAAUUUAAUGGGAUUGACAAUUUAACAACCCAAAUGCAUGAUUUGUCUGCUGGAUCUGCUGAUGAUGCCUUUAGUGCCAUAGCUGCUUCAGCACAGUUAAAAAAGAAGUCAGAAAUAACUGCUCCUUUUAGGAUUGUUACUGGUGACGAUGCAAAUGGAUUGAUUUGCCAAGCUCUUUUACUUGGUCACACUGAAGCUGCUGUAGAAUUGUGUCUUCAAGAAGGUCGCCAUGCUGAUGCUAUUGUUUUAGCUAUGACUGGUGGUCCAGAUCUGCUUGCAAAGACACAAUUUAGAUAUUUCCAGAAAAGUAAAGGUUAUCUUUCAACCCUUAUGUCAGCUGUAGUUACUGAAGACUGGAGUCAAGUUGUUGCAUCUUGUGAUCUAGAGAGCUGGAAGGAAGCUUUGACUGCUAUUCUUACACACACCAGAGGAGAUGAAUAUUCGCGCUUGUGUGAACAAUUGGGGCACCGUUUAGAAGUAGAAUCGGGAGGUCUUCAUAAACAGAAAGCACAACUUUGUUAUGCUAUUGCGGGCAACCUCCACAAGUUGGUUGACAACUGGAUGUUAGACAUUCGACCUACUACACCAGAACAGAUGCAGGAUCUGGUGGAGAUUGUUGCUGUUCUACGUACAGCAAUGGAGCUUAGAGGCAAUAAUGUUGAUAUAUCUGGCUCCCUUGCAAAUACUCUAUCACAGUAUGCUGAGUUUUUGGCAUCCCAAGGUAGCCUUGCCUCUGCUUUCACUUAUUUAACCAACUCUCAAGAUUGGACAGUGUAA
This is a messenger RNA of Frankliniella occidentalis (western flower thrips), 1446 nucleotides long. RefSeq names its product protein transport protein Sec31A-like. Gene Ontology annotation, molecular function: structural molecule activity. The coding region runs from base 1 to 1446 and encodes 481 amino acids. Gene Ontology annotation, biological process: intracellular protein transport; endoplasmic reticulum organization; endoplasmic reticulum to Golgi vesicle-mediated transport. The transcript has 10 exons. Gene Ontology annotation, cellular component: COPII vesicle coat; endoplasmic reticulum exit site. Lineage: Eukaryota; Metazoa; Arthropoda; Insecta; Thysanoptera; Thripidae. The record is from RefSeq and is a predicted model, not a curated record.